This is a messenger RNA of Hyaloscypha bicolor E, 547 nucleotides long. RefSeq names its product Sm-like ribonucleo protein. Lineage: Eukaryota; Fungi; Ascomycota; Leotiomycetes; Helotiales; Hyaloscyphaceae. Gene Ontology annotation, molecular function: RNA binding. Gene Ontology annotation, cellular component: spliceosomal tri-snRNP complex; SMN-Sm protein complex; precatalytic spliceosome. Gene Ontology annotation, biological process: RNA processing; spliceosomal snRNP assembly. Bases 63 to 449 code for a protein of 128 amino acids. The transcript is spliced from 3 exons. The record is from RefSeq and is a predicted model, not a curated record.
GCAUAGUCUACAACAACGAACUUACAUCCGCCUCGAGGUCUGAAACCGUAGAGGCCGACAAAAUGAAGCUCGUCAGGUUCUUGAUGAAAUGUGCGAAUGAGACCGUUACGAUUGAGCUUAAAAAUGGCACGAUUAUUCACGGCACCAUAACUUCAGUUUCGCCGCAAAUGAACACCGCGUUGCGUACAGUCAAGAUGACCCAGCGUGGCCGUGAUCCGAUUUCACUCGAUACCAUCAAUCUUCGUGGGUCGACCAUCCGAUACUAUAUCCUACCCGACUCUCUUCCCCUGGAUACUCUCCUGAUUGAUGAUGCGCCAAAACCAAAGAACAAGGCGAGAAAGGAGGCAGCAGAUCGGGGCGGAGCCAGAGGCGGAAGAGGUCGGGGAGGACCAAGAGGACGUGGGGGAUUUAGGGGUGGGCGUGGAAGGGGUGGUGGACGAGGCUUCUGAUCCCAGAGGGAAACGCGCUUGACUUGAGAACAAUGGCUUGUGCUAUCUUUGUGCAGCUCUAUCCAGCAGAGGGCUGGAGGUCUGGCAUCUAGCGGAGC